Molecule: messenger RNA, 2695 nt
Organism: Chiloscyllium plagiosum (whitespotted bambooshark)
Lineage: Eukaryota; Metazoa; Chordata; Chondrichthyes; Orectolobiformes; Hemiscylliidae
Gene: slc38a12
Product: solute carrier family 38 member 12
Source: RefSeq, a predicted model, not a curated record
GGGCUUGUCUACAUGUUUAAUUUGAUCGUUGGAACAGGAGCACUGACGAUGCCACAGGCCUUCGCUGUUGCUGGCUGGGGCGUGAGCCUUGCUCUCAUUAUUUUCCUUGCAUUUAUGAGCUAUAUGACUACAACUUUUGUUAUUGAGGCCAUGGCAGCAGCCAAUGCACAUCUACGUUGGAAAAGGAGGGAGAGGCAGAGAAUAGUAGAUGACAGUGAUCCCUCUUCAGAUUCAUAUGAUGAGGAUGAAGACAAGAAUAUUGCAUUCAGAGAUGGUUAUGAGCGGUCAGAGACGAGACCUAUUCUCUCCGUCCAAAGGACCAGCACAUAUGAUGCUUUUGACAUUGUGGAGCGAGUAGAAAUGGGUCAGAUGGCUUCUAUGUUUUUCAAUAAAGUGGGAGUCAACAUGUUCUACAUCUGCAUCAUAAUCUACCUCUAUGGGGAUCUGGCGAUCUACGCAGCUGCUGUCCCAUAUUCCCUCACUGAAGUAGUCUGUGGGAAUCAGUCAUGCAGCGCCGACAGCAAAGUAAAGCACAAUGAUACAGACCCAUGCUGGGGAUCAGUUAGACGCAUCGAUGCCUACAGGAUUUUUCUGACUGCAUUUUCUCUGCUUCUCGGACCAUUCACUUUCUUCAAUGUUCAGAAGACGAAAUACCUUCAAAUUAUCACUUCCCUGAUGAGAUGGAUUGCUUUUGUAAUCAUGAUCAUUUUGGCUUUGAUCAGGAUCGGUAAAGGUGCAGGAGAGGGCCAUCCUCCUAUCGCGAACAUCUCUGGCAUCCCCAACUUGUUUGGUGUGUGCGUCUACUCCUUCAUGUGUCAACAUUCCUUGCCCUCGCUCAUUACCCCCAUCAGUAAGAAGAAGCAUAUGAACAAGCUGGUCCUCGUCGACUAUGUGCUCAUCCUAGCUUUCUACAGCCUGCUGUCCUUCACAGCCAUCUUCUGCUUCAGUAAUCUGAAGGACAUGUAUACCCUCAACUUCACCAGUAAUUGUAAUGUCAUCAAUGUGUCCUUCAUUCGCUACUUCUUAGGAUUGUUUCCAGUUUUUACAAUCAGCACAAACUUCCCAAUAAUUGCAGUUACAUUACGCAAUAACUGGAAAACUGUCUUCCACAGAGAAGGGGGGAUGUAUCCAUGGCUGAUUGAUCAAAUUAUCUUUCCCUUAAUCACCAUUAUUCCUCCUAUAUUGGUGGCAUUCUGCACCCAUGACUUGGAAACGCUGGUGGGCAUUACUGGUUCUUAUGCAGGCACUGGUAUUCAGUACAUAAUCCCUGCAUGCUUGGUCUACUUCAGCAGGAAAGACAUUGAACUUGUAUUUGGUAAUAAUGUUCAGAAUAAGUACAGAUCGCCCUUCAAGCAUAUAUUCUGGAUUUUCUUUGUGUUGGUGUGGUCAUUGUCUUGUUUCAUCUUUGUAACAACCAACAUUGUGCUGGUGGAAACCAAACCCUGAGCCCUUGCACUGUCAGAUUCAUCCUGUAUUGUUCAUCAGACUCAAAAGCCAGUUUUUGACCCAAAGCACCAAAUGAUUUCACUGUGACAAAAUAUGCUAAAUUCAUAGUGAACUGUUGAAAGUAUUCAUGAUAUCAUGUUUUGCGGUUGCCUUUUCCAAAAUCUGCAUAUGAAUCCUUAAAUAAUGCACUUCACUUGUGUAAGUAUGGCAAUAAACAGUAUCAGAUUUUCAACUUUCGGUUUAUAACUGCAGUAAGUUAUCUUGGCAUCAUGUGACAUACCUAGACACACACGAUUCUCAUCCCUUUCUGUUCUCCUGAUGCAACUUUGAAUGCGGACCAGGUAAAGAUGGUCUUUUAUUGAUGCCCUUUGUGGAACAUUCUUGUAUACCAAAAGCCUUUUUUAUUUCCUACAGUUUCAAAUUAUUGACAAUCAAACAAUGAAAUGACUGCAAACAUUAAGGUUGCAAAUUUUUGGAUUGUAAAAGCUGUUGGAAAUGGCUGAGUCUACGAGAUAUUUUGUGGAGUUCUGCAAGAUGGAGUAGCUUGUAACUGAAUUGAUGUCCGUCUGAUAUCAGUCCAUUGGAUAUCUCCUACUACUUGUGAACUUGCUUGAAUUUGAUUUGGAUUGAGUAGGCCAAAGCUUGUUUUUCAAAGACUCUUGUAUCCAUCAGCUACUGAACAGGCUUCUCCUUCAUUUGGGCGAACUAUAAUAUGUGUGACUUUAACUCUAGCAUGUCAUCGCCUGCUAUCCUCGCAGACUCCGGUCUGGUUCCAUAGACCCCCUGACCCCACUCGCCCCCUGUUAGUUUCUGUCUAGUGCCUUGUACUCUUUGUGUGAGGUACCUUGUGCUUCAUAUUUACUCAGCCCAAGCAGGUCAUACUUUUUUUAAACACACUCUUCUCUCUUUUGAGAUGUGUAAAAAGGGGUGUAAUGGUGAAACUGUUGGAUAUUACCUUGCCCAAAUCGCUCCUUAAAAUAAGCAGUGCAGGUAGUGAUGUGACCUCUGUACAGUCAUCAGCCUCCGUUCUCAAUCUUGUGCACUAUUGCCUUUGCCUUCAUUCAUAAAUCGCCCCAGAGUGCAUGAUAUUUUGUGUGGGACACGUGAAGAGCUGCACAUGGACAUGUAAUUGGAACACAAAUUAUAUAUUUGGAUGUUGAUUGACAUGCUGUAUAUUUCUGCAUUCUGUUAUAAAUGUAUAUGAAGUGUUUGAAUCCAAGUGUGUUGAAUUAAAUCUCGUCGCUUUCUC